GGACCCGCACCGGUGCCGGUGCCGGGGUCGGUGCGGGGCUGGUGCCGGUCCCGGUCCCGCCAUGGAGGAGCCGAGCUGCGGGGCGCAGUUCCGCGCCGCCGUUCAGGUGAUCCAGGGGCUGCCGCGGAGCGGGGCGUACCGGCCCUCCUACGAGGAGAUGCUGCGCUUCUACAGCUACUACAAGCAGGCGACGGCGGGGUGCUGCCAGGGCCCGCGGCCCGGCUUCUGGGACCCUAUCGGCCGGUACAAGUGGGACGCGUGGCACAGCCUGGGGAGGAUGUCCAAGGAGGAGGCGAUGGCCGCGUACGUGGCGGAGAUGAAGAAGGUGGCCCAGAAGGUAACGGGGCGGGCGGCGGGCCGGGCCGCGCUGCCGGGGCCGCCCGUGUCCAGCCGCGUCCCUCCGCAGGUCAUCGACACCGUGCCCAUGGACGAGACCACGCAGGAGAUGUUCCGCUACUUCGAGCCGCUCUACGAGGUGAUCCACGACAUGCCCCGGCCCCCCGAGUUCUUCUUCAAGAGGAAAGGGGACAGUCGGGAAGAGCCGGACGGCCCCGUCCAGGAUGUGCCAGGGGGCAGCCCGGCCCCGGAGUGCCCCGAGGAUGCCCUGCCCGGGGAGCAGCAGGGCGGGCAGCACGUGCCAGAUCCCCGGGCCACCGCGGGGGAGCAGGACCUCGGGAACACCGCCGAGCUCAGCCCGGAGCUGGAGGCCCACGUGGCCAGCGCGGUGCAGGCCCUGCAGGAGGAGCUGCGGCGGGUGCGGGAGCGGCUGAGCCGGCUGGAGACGCUCACCUGGGCACAGGGGGACACGGCUGGGACAGACCCCGACCCAGCACUUGCUCCGCAGGUGACGUCCCCGUGGCCCCUGACGGUGUCCCCCCGCACGCUGCUCUUCCUCGCCACCUGGCCCUUCCUCACCCAGUGGCUGCUGCGCCGCUGGCAGGGCAGGAACAGGUGACCAAGAGUUGCCCGCCACGGCCCCGCUGCCACCCCAUCCUACCCCAUCCAUCCCGCUUGGCACCAGCCGGGGGAGCUCCGCGGACCCAUCGCAUCACCAGCCACGG
Messenger RNA from Lepidothrix coronata (blue-crowned manakin), 1061 nucleotides. It is a transcript of the gene ACBD4, whose product is annotated as acyl-CoA binding domain containing 4. Lineage: Eukaryota; Metazoa; Chordata; Aves; Passeriformes; Pipridae. Gene Ontology annotation, biological process: fatty acid metabolic process. The record is from RefSeq and is a predicted model, not a curated record. Gene Ontology annotation, molecular function: fatty-acyl-CoA binding.